UUUCCUCACAAUCGUCUGAGAAUGAGCAGAGCAUUCCUCCUGCUGCCGGCUCUCCUAAUCGGGGCUCACAGCUUUCACAUCUUGAAAAAAGACAAAUCUAAAAACCAUCAGGAGAUCACGUACACGGCCAUCCUGAGAGCUACUAAAAACAUCUGCAUGAAAGCCGAUGCAAAGUUUCAAGAGCCUAAAACACUAGAUCCGAAGGCGCUGGCAAAGGCCUGCAGAAAAGAGGCUUUUGGAAGUAACUUUGAAUUGGGCAUUAAAAUGAUCACCUACCACAAUGUGAUGACAGACCUGCAGCAUGCGUCCGAUGAGGAGUUUCACUUCGACAGUGAAAGAUUUAAAGAUGGAAAGCAGCUUAUUACCAGCGGAUUAAAAAACAUUGAAGACUCCAUAAUGAAAAAUAAGUUUGAUGACGCGAGAGAGAGACUUGGGCAAAUCAUGCACACUUUACAGGAUUUCUACAGCCACAGUAACUGGAUUGAGUUGGGAUACACCAAGCCCUGCACUGCCCUCAUUAAUCCAGAUGAUAAAUUACCCAACCUUGCAGAUAAGGCGACUAAAACAUGUGAGGAAAGUUCAGGAAAAACCUCAAACGGAGCAAAGUUGCUCAAGUCCAUUAUUGAGAAGAAGAUUCUGACAUCGGGGUACUUUGGAGGAUCAAAGCCAAGUGGAAAGUGCAGCCAUGGAGGUACUUUGGACUUCACAACCGGCUUUGGAAAAGGCGCUGAUGGCAUAAAUAAAGACUAUGAUGGAUCCAGUCAUGGAAAGGAUCACAAUAAAGCCUCGGAAGUCGCUAUCGCUGCCACCGUGGAGCUGCUGGACAAAAUCUGGAAGAGUGUAAACCAAGCAGACAGGUUUUUCAGCCUGGUUGGACUCCAAAAGGACACACCAUCGGGAGAAAUGAAAACCUACAUUCCGUUCAUUGACUUCAAGUCAAGAUAUAAAGAUGCAAAUCAGGUCAAUAUUAACAUUUAACUGCUCAUUUACAGAGCAGAUGCUACUCCUUUACAAAUCUGAUCACUCUGAUGGUUUACGACAGGGGUCACCAAUCUCGGUCCUGGAGGGCCGGUGUCCCUGCAGGGUUUAGCUCCAACUUGCCUCAACACAUCUGCCUGGAUGUUUCAAGUACACCUAGUAAGACCUUGAUUAGCUUAUUCAGGUGUGUUUGAUUAGGGUUGGAGCUAAAAUCUGCAGGACACCGGCCCUCCAGGAACAAGUUUGGUGACCCCUGGUUUACGACAUUGAUGAUGAUAAUAAAUAAAUAUUUCUUGAGCAUCCAA
Molecule: messenger RNA, 1283 nt
Organism: Danio aesculapii
Lineage: Eukaryota; Metazoa; Chordata; Actinopteri; Cypriniformes; Danionidae
Product: von Willebrand factor A domain-containing protein 7-like
Exons: 6
Coding region: 22-978 (318 amino acids)
Source: RefSeq, a predicted model, not a curated record